CCGUACGGUCGCUUGAGAAGAAGUAUGAGCUGCGUGGAAGAUUUUCUCGACGCCCAAAUGUGGUAUUUGCGCUACUGUGGAGUGUUUCGCGAGAAAAGCGUGCUCGGUGGAAUCCGGCUGAGCGUCUGUCUCGGUGUCCUGGUCGUGUUUAUGGUGCUGCAGUCGAUCUACAUAUUCCAGCACGUGCACCACUUCGCCAUGAUCUGCGAUGCCAUACCGACGCUGGUCGUCUGCAUGGUGGCUAUUUCCAAGUUCUACAUCUUCGUUUUCCACCCGGCCGCCCUGUUCGCGCUGAUUGAUUCGUUCAAAGCGCUGCAGCGGCGGGCUAGCAGGGAGGACUUGCUGCUGUUUCGGCGCAGCGGAGCGUUUCAUGCGAAGCUGACGAAAAUCUACAUGACAUCGGCACUGAUUGUGGGUUGGUUCUACAUACUAAGUGCCAUCGUCUCAGGAAUCUCGCGGUCGUUGGCGGAAGGACGGGUCCAUUUUGUAGCACCGAUGGCCUUUCCCCACAACUAUCAGCAUCCGCUCAUGUUUGCGUUAACGUUCCUGUUCAACUGUGACUCCAUACACAUGAGCAUCUUCAUUAGCGGAAGUGUCGAUACGUGCUUUUCCGAGCUGGCGACGAGCGUUACGAUCCACUUUCAGCUCAUCCAACGCCAGUUCCAGGCAGUUGACUUUGCGGCUCGUACCGCCGAAGACGAACUGGAGGUCGUCGUGGCGUACCAUAAGGAUGUGCUGCAGUUGUGCCUGGCCAUGACGAACCUCUUCCAGUACACCGUGUUCUACCUAUUGCUGCUAGACUCGGUGCUGCUCUGCGUGAUUGGCUAUCAAUUUGUGAUAUUCAUGAACACGCCGCGUGUCCUUAUGCUGGCGUCGAUGGCGUUCGUUAUGGUUUUACAAGCGGUCAUAUAUUGUUACCACGGUUCCAUGAUGUACGAUGAGAGCUUGAAGGUGGCGGACGCGAUUUACCAGAGCAAUUGGUACGAGGCUCCACCGGCGGUACAGAAGCGGCUGCGAUUAUGUAUCAUGCGAGCCCAGAAGCCUAUCGUCACCAAAGGUGGCUUCAUAAAGGCCACCCUGCCCACACUGAAGAAGAUUUUAAACUCAACGGGAUCAUAUAUCACCAUGCUGCUCUCCUUAGAGACGGAGCAGUAUCAGCAACAGUGAGCAGUAGCACAGCAACGGUGGGCACACCCAAGGGAGUAACACCUCAGUCACAGUAUAGGCCAAUUGCGGGGAAUAUCCCUCGGAGGCACGGCACGUUAGCCCGUGUGGCACAGCUUGCAUCAUUUAACAAGCAUUUCGUGCUCUACCGGAACACUAAUGUGGUUGAUAUGUUGUUGAACACCUUUCGUAGCCGCAUAAGCAUAGCCGUGAAAUGCAAAUAUUUAUUCUUACAAAAGGCGAUAAAAACCUGUCUGCUCGUUAGUUGUUUGAUUAAAGCUUUUGACGCACAGCGUUCGUUUCACAUUGAAUUUAGAACUAUUCACUUGUGAGCAAGAAAGAUUCAAGGACCAAAACGGUCCACCGAUGAGAAUAAAUCGAAUAGAUAAAAAAGUUGUGAAUGGUUUGGCUACUUGUUUGGAGAUGUUGCGAAGUUGUUCUAAGCACGGUAACGAUGGUGCAAAAGUGCAGCAAAUGUAGUCAACGUAAAUCGCUUUGGUCAUUAAUAUUGUUCACAUCGGUGUCUACCUUGAAAACAACUUGCAGUUCUCCAACAACUGCAGAACGUAUUCAAAAAGGUGGAGAAAACUGCAUUAAAUCAACUCAGUACCAUGCACUGUUCCUUCCUUAAACUUGCAAAUAGUGCCACUGCCCCGAAGGAAUCGCUUGGAAAGAAACUGCUUCUAGAUAAGAUCGGUAAAUGAUGACAUCGCUUUCGUAACUAAUUUUAGCAUUGUGUUUGCGGU
This is a messenger RNA of Anopheles arabiensis, 1910 nucleotides long. RefSeq names its product odorant receptor 82a-like. The record is from RefSeq and is a predicted model, not a curated record. Gene Ontology annotation, cellular component: plasma membrane. Gene Ontology annotation, biological process: sensory perception of smell; detection of chemical stimulus involved in sensory perception of smell. Lineage: Eukaryota; Metazoa; Arthropoda; Insecta; Diptera; Culicidae. The transcript has 4 exons. Gene Ontology annotation, molecular function: odorant binding; olfactory receptor activity. Bases 25 to 1167 code for a protein of 380 amino acids.